UACCUACAUGCCAAUGGGAUUGUUCACCGUGAUUUGAAACCAGAAAAUCUACUGUAUGCAACACCAGCUCCAGAUGCACCUUUAAAAAUAGCUGAUUUUGGACUUUCCAAGAUUGUUGCAGACCAAGUAACAAUGAAAACAGUCUGUGGAACUCCAGGGUACUGUGCACCAGAAAUUCUACGAGGAUGUGCCUAUGGCCCAGAAGUAGACAUGUGGUCCUUGGGAAUAAUCACCUACAUUCUUCUCUGUGGCUUUGAACCCUUCUAUGAUGAAAGAGGAGAUCAGUAUAUGUUCAAGAGGAUUCUGAACUGUGAAUACGAUUUUGUUUCCCCCUGGUGGGAUGAUGUUUCUCUAAACGCAAAGGAUUUGGUUAAGAAGUUGAUUGUGCUGGAUCCCAAAAAGCGUCUCAGUACAUUUCAAGCUUUACAGCACCCCUGGGUUACAGGAAAAGCAGCUAAUUUUGCUCAUAUGGAUACAGCCCAAAAGAAACUGCAAGAAUUCAAUGCUCGCCGUAAACUUAAGGCUGCAGUGAAAGCUGUUGUUGCAUCAACUCGUCUGGGAAGCGCAAGCUGUCAUGGCAGCCACGACAGCAGUAAGCCCAGCCAAAACGAAUCUCCAAGUCAAGAAUGCGAUCUGGAGGAAAAAGUGGAGGGGGAAGUAGAAGCAACAAACCUCACUGAACCUCAGAAAGUGGGUCUUCCAGCAGCAGCAUCAGAAGGAGAAUCUUAAGCCUUGGGGUAUCUUACUUAGCCCAGAUCUGAAAUUUCAUGCCCCAGCCAAGUUACCAUUCAGCAAGAAAGAAUUAGAAGCAUGGCCCCUCUGGGGGCUUUGUUAUGAGAUGCAAAAUGCACCAGCUGGUGAUCUUAACCAAUGCAUGUGACUGCUUCUGAAAAAUAGUAAACAGUCUUUUGUUGGCAUGCCAUGGACAAAGUGAUAUUUACAGU
Messenger RNA from Gekko japonicus, 944 nucleotides. Its product is annotated as calcium/calmodulin-dependent protein kinase type IV-like. The record is from RefSeq and is a predicted model, not a curated record. Gene Ontology annotation, biological process: protein phosphorylation. Gene Ontology annotation, molecular function: calmodulin binding; ATP binding; calcium/calmodulin-dependent protein kinase activity. Lineage: Eukaryota; Metazoa; Chordata; Lepidosauria; Squamata; Gekkonidae. The transcript is spliced from 6 exons. The annotation marks the transcript as partial.